AGUUAUGGGAGGAGAAAGUUACCUGAAAACGCCUGACAUCCAGGUGCGCCUCUCUCAUAGUUGACCAUCGAAAUAUUUUCCGAUACCGAGAGGAGAUAAAAGAUGACGACCAUACCUACCUCCAAAGGAACCCAGAACAUUGCAAUCGCUGUCUUUUUGUUGGCAUGUUUUGCUGCAAUAUUCUGCGUGUACUAUAAACCAACAACAAGCUGGUUGAAAUGCCCUGGUGCGCAAGCCCAGAAAGAUAACAUCAGUGCAGAAAUGUGCUUCAGUGCUCUUAAAAUACAGAACUACAUUUAUGUAGACAACAACUGCACUGUCACCUUGGACACAAAGCAGAUUCAACAACUACAUGACAAUAUCAUAACAACUACACCAACAACUAAUACAACAACAACGCCAACGCCAAAACCUCUGACUACAGCAAAGAAAGAUCCAGAGACCAUUAUAUUAAUCUGGAUGUGGCCUUUUGGUAGCUCUUUUGGCUAUGGACCCUGCACGAUCUUCAACAUUGAAGGCUGCCGACUAACAGAUGACAAAAGUCUGUAUAACCAAGCUCACGGUGUUAUGUUUCAUCACAGAGACAUUCGUGGAGAUUUAUCCAAUUUGCCGAAAGAACCACGACCCAGCUUUCAGAAAUGGGUUUGGUGGAAUAUGGAGUCUCCAACCAAUUCAGGGAAAUAUCCUCAAUUAAAUAAUUUGUUCAAUUUGACUUCAAGUUACCGCAUAGAUUCUGACAUUCCAGUGGGCUACGGUUCAGUGGAACAGGCCACAGAUGAGAAGAAAAAAUACACAAUACCACACAAGGAUAAAUUAGUCUGCUGGAUAGUAAGCAACUACAAUGAAAACUAUAAACGAUCAAAAUACUAUAAUGAGUUAUCGAAGUAUAUAACAGUAGAAGCCUACGGUAGACACUUUCACAGAUCCAUUAGUAGCGAAGAAUACUCUCAAACGGUGGCUAGUUGUAAAUUCUACCUUUCUUUUGAGAAUUCCGUUCAUAAAGACUACAUGACCGAAAAGUUGUACAACCCUCUCAGCCUUGGCACGGUUCCUGUGGUUCUUGGCCCGUCUAGAGAGAACUACGAGCAGUAUGUCCCAAGUGGAGCUUUUAUUCAUGUCGAUGAUUUCCCUUCCCCGAAAGAACUGGCGGAUCAUCUGAAACAGAUGGACCAAAACGAAGACCUCUACAAACAGUACUUUACAUGGAGAGAAAAUUUUUUCGCAAAGACAAGUGCAUAUGGACUUGAACAUGCCUGUCGGUCUUGUGAACAUAUUAGAAGGUUUAAAAAUUACAGGGUAGUGAAGGAUCUCAUCGGCUGGUAUUUCGUUUGAGGAUAUUCAGCUUCACAGCUGGAAGGACCGGAAUGAAUUUCCGGGUCGGUCAGGGCUGGCAACAGGACAUAGCUAUGUCCUUGACUGACAACAAAAUGCUGUUUAGCUGGUUUAUCAAAUGAAGUCUUGAUAGGAUAAUGCAAACCACACCAGUGUCCCAUGUACGGCUGCAAUGUUGGUUAGGGAUGUUGAGCUUGUUUUGAAUGUAUUGGAAAAUGUGGUAGGCUUUUUUAAAACACAUUUUUUAUUCUUUAGAAACUUGAAGAAGAUAAAUUAUUUUGAAGGCUAGUAUCUGUCAUCUUUCGUUUUGUGCCAUCAUGCGUGCCAAAGAUGAUAAAUACACUGCAAUGCAGCCUAAACCUGCUGCUUUAUUAUACUUUAUUCAAGACCUAAUCUGGCCUGAAUAUCAUGUGAAAGGUUACGGGUUAAAGUAUUUUUUAUAUUAUUGAAUAGAUUUUUUUAUUAAUAUAUACUUUUUAUGGUGAAGAGUCUUACUUGUGUUUAACAAACCUCAUCUCUAGAGACACCAUAAUGUGUGCUCAUGCAAAUUUAAAAUAAAUAAAUAAAUGGCAUAGUCAUUAACAAAACCGGUUCUGCUUCUGUAUACUUAAAGGGACACAAGGCAGCAUUUUUAUGUUAAUAAAUCAUCUUCGUAAGUCGGUAUAUGGUUAAAUGACUCAUUACAUGACGAAUGAAGACUCUCUCGCCCACCCCUACCGUCUGUAGGAAGAAUACCCCACUUGCAAGUUCGCUGUAUCCGACCCGGUGUCCUUCAGUCUCGUAUAGUCUUAGAUAUAGAACGCAUUUACUCCCAGACACUAGGGGGAGCUAGUAGAGAAAUAAUACUCAGACUUGCCUUGUGUGCCUUUAAUAUUUUGCCUGAAGUUGAUGGCUCAUCUCGUGUUGUACUGAUUAAAAAGCAAACACAAAGACUUUAAAACAUCUCCAUUGAUAAAUCAACCUUGCUCAGGUCAUUGUGUCACACAGUCGAUCCACAGUUCAUAACAAUCAACAAACAACUAUAUUCUCUCCACGCGUAUGUGCUGCAUUUAAGCCUCUGCAAUUAUUUACUUUGAAAGAAGACGACAAUGAAAUCAAUGUUAGCUCACAAAAUGUUAAGAGCUUAAGUAGCUGCUGAGCUUGAUCAGAGAUUUAAUCAGGCCGUGAUGUAUUAACUUACUGAAAUGGUUUAGUUCAAACAAUCAAACACAAAAAGAUUGGAAAAACUCUCAAAAAGCUUUUGUCCAUUUUUAACAUCUACACAAUAAAAUUUAAGUAAUAACUAUUAUUAAUAUGGUUUAAUUGACAUAAUGCCUUUGUUAUUGCAGUAGGCUACACAUGGUUUAGGGAUGAGGAUCUUUUAUAGCAUUGUUACUGAGGAAUGGAGACAAAGAAUGAACCGGAUGGACCAGUGUGAAAACACAAAGCGUUUAAUAAACUAUACUUACGGCUAAUGUCAAUUACGAAAUCAUUUCAGGUCAUUCCUGUUUUUGCUCAAUUCAGGGGAGUGGCCAUUGACUGCAAAGGAUAUAAUUAGCCAAAUAAUCUUGUAGGGGAUAUAAAUGUAACAAUUUUUUUUUUUUUUUGAGAUAUUAAACAGUUUCUGAAUAAUCUACAAAAUGUAUUUCCUUGACUGUCUACUUAAAAGAUGA
Molecule: messenger RNA, 2984 nt
Organism: Paramisgurnus dabryanus
Lineage: Eukaryota; Metazoa; Chordata; Actinopteri; Cypriniformes; Cobitidae
Product: 4-galactosyl-N-acetylglucosaminide 3-alpha-L-fucosyltransferase 9-like
Cellular component (GO): membrane
Molecular function (GO): alpha-(1->3)-fucosyltransferase activity
Source: RefSeq, a predicted model, not a curated record